Messenger RNA from Closterium sp. Yama58-4, 2319 nucleotides. NCBI's taxonomy places the organism in Eukaryota, Viridiplantae, Streptophyta, Zygnematophyceae, Desmidiales, Closteriaceae. The record is from the annotation of a GenBank genome assembly.
AUGGCGGGACGAUGUCGCACUGGACAGGGUGGUGGAAAGGCUGGAGGGAAGGUUAAUGGUACUGCUGGAAACUCCCCUCUGUCAAACACGGAACACUCUCCUGAGAAAAGUCCGCUGGUGUCGGCACAAGCCUCCCCUCAAGCUCUUCCCAAGACGGCGGUCGACGUGCUGGGUGACGUGGUGAAGAUCUCCUUGCAGGAACGCUUGUCUGCUGUGAAGGACAACGGGCUUAAGGACAACGAAGAAGGGAACGUGUCUCAGCAUCAGCAGCCGGGCUCGUCAGGCGCUGGGUCAUCUGAUCGUCAGCCGGCACCUGUGACGGAGGCAGCGGGAUGCAGCAAGUACGUGGUUGAAGAUAAAUGCUGGGACAGUGACGACGACGAUGACUUCGACCCGACUGCGGUCAAUCUCCUCGCAACACAAGUCAGCUUCCCGAUCACGCUCCUGAUUCCUAUCAAGUGGGAAAGCGAGGUCCCGAAGCUAAAGCAUACGGUCAUUGCGCACCUAGAUCACUGGAAGGCCUCGUUGACGGCUGACGCUCAGAAGACUAUGAGCGCGGGGAAGCAAAUCAAAUGUAAAGACUGGCUAAGGAACAAGGCGGACAUUGCGAUACUCACAGACACGCGAAUUCAGGCAGAUCACAACUUCUGGACACAGUUUAAGCCGUCCACGGUGUUGGCUGUGGAGCCAGCUGGGUCGGCAGGAGGUGUGGCGGUGUUGAGCUUCGCGCCUGGGGUGGACUUCACGAGCACGUAUACACAUGCAUCAGGAAAGCUGGCAGGGGUGGUGAUCCGUUGGGGUGACCUGGAGUUGAUCCUGAUUGCGAUAUACUCACCGGCGCAACCGGAGAACAGGGCUCCCUUUUACAGGGACUGCCUGGAGCCUUUUUUGAACACCUUACCAAAGUUGCCGAACAUCCUGGUGAUGGGUGACCCGAACGUAGUAGAGGACCCAGCGUUGGACAAGUCAUCAGGAGUGGGGUCGUGGAGUAGAGAACCGGAGGCUGAUGGGGGAGUGAGCACCAGAAUUGACCGCGCGUUGGUGACGCAACCGCUGUUGAGCAAGCUGGUGAAGGUGCAGCACGCAGACAUCACGAACAAGAUGAUGGACCACUGGAGUGCGGUGGUGGUUGCGCUUGAGUUGUCGGAGGUGGUCGAUAGAGGGCCCGGCAUCUGGCGGUUAAGGGCUGCGCAGACAAAAAAGAGAGGGGUCAGAAAUCGGGUGGAGCGGGUGCUCAAGGACGCAGGCGGGGAUCUCAGCAGGAUGCUGCCCAGGCUGACUGCGUGCCUGCGGGCGUACACAUGGGAGGAAAAGAAGAGGGUUGGGGCGACAAAAAGACAACUGGAGAAGGAGGUGAAGAUCUUCAAACAGCGGCUGUCGCAAAACCCGAACUGCAAGCGAACAGGAGCAAUCCUACUCAAGAAAGAGGAGCUACUCGAUGCGUAUGAAAAAAGCAACCAUGAGAAGCUGCAGGAGUGGCUUGGGGUAAAAGCGGAGCUGGAUGGGGAGACGACAACCGGUUUCCUGUCCGGGAAGGUGAAAGUGCGUAAGGCAAAGACGGAAAUGUCAGUUGUUCAUUUCAAGGGAAGAACUCACUCGGGUGCAAGGGAGGUGCUCGUGGCGGCGACAGAUUUCUUCAGAGACUCCUUCGGCGGGCGUGGGGAGACAAGUUCACGUGUGUCGGAGCCGAGAGCUAUGAGCCGGACGCUAUGCGAAGCUUGCCGAAAUGCACUCAGCGCACCAUGGUCGGAGGAGGAAGUUCAGACGGCGGUGCGUGAGCUAGCCUCGGGGAAGUCACCCGGGCAGGAUGGCCUUCCUAAGGAGCUAUUUGAGCAUAACUGGGACCUGCUCGGCCCAGUGUUGAUGAAGUUUGUUGGCGAUUUCACGCGAACGGUGGAACUUCUUCGUGAAAUCUCAACUGCAGUCACGAUCCUACUGCAUAAGAAGGGGAGUAAGGAGGAGUUAGGGAACUACAGGCCAAUCACGCUGCUGAGCACGAUCUACAAGGUGCUGGCGAAAGUAAUGGCGACAAGGUUUAAGAAGGUCCUACACGAGGUGAUCUCGGAGGAUCAGGUGGGGUUCUUACCUGGUCGGAAACUGGAGGACGCCGUUGCGGUGGUGGCGGAUGCGAUUGAGGUAGGGGACAGCAGCGGGAAGGAUUGGAUCCUUCUAAUGGUUGGUUUUCAGAAGGCCUUCAACUCCAUCUCGAGGCCUUUCCUUUUCCGUACGCUGCGAGGGAUGGGAUUUCCGGAGAAUUUUGUGUCUUGGGCGGAAGGCCUGCACACAGGAGCAGGAACCCUCCUGCACAUCAAUGGGUGA